This is a messenger RNA of Raphanus sativus (radish), 443 nucleotides long. Its product is annotated as chaperone protein dnaJ 8, chloroplastic. Bases 1 to 390 code for a protein of 129 amino acids. Lineage: Eukaryota; Viridiplantae; Streptophyta; Magnoliopsida; Brassicales; Brassicaceae. The record is from RefSeq and is a predicted model, not a curated record. The transcript is spliced from 3 exons.
AUGAUACGUAGCUUCCGGUUUAGAGCUCCGACGAACCAUCCCGGUUCCUCCAUCAAAACCGACCACAGUCACCGGCUAAUCAGGUUUCCGACGAGAUGCUCGUCACCAGAUCUCAGCCAUUACACGGUUCUUGGUUUGACUCCUUUUGCAUCUCAAGCCGAAGUCAAGCGGGCUUUCAAACGUCUCGCUCUUAAGUACCAUCCAGAUGUGCAAAAGGGAAAGGAGAAGGAUUUCAAGGAGAUCAUAUCAGCCUACGAGUGUUUGAUGCAAAAGUUUGAGAAUCAAGAAGAAGAACUAGAGGAGAUUACAGAAUUGGAUGAAACCGACGAGUGGGAGGAAUGGAUGGGGUUCGAAGGUGGGAUACCCUCAAGCGUGUACACUUCUUUUUAGAGAAAAUAUCAACGUGUACUUGUUACAAUAGAGGUAGAGUCAGAUAAACCAAU